UGGUUGGUGGGUUCAUUUCAUUCGAAGGUCACAAUUAUUAUUAUUGGCGAACAGCAUAUUGAUCUUCGUUUUUUUUUUUUUUUUUUUCUUUAAUUCUCUGGGAUUUCUAUCUUGAGAUUGAGCUGGGUCACGGCUGCUUCCACCUAUAAUCUCUCUCUAGAUUUCUGCAUUUCUUCUGCUUGAAAUAGGAAGAAGCAUUUCGUAGACCCAAUUUCCUUUCUUGUGCAGUCAAGACUGUUCUUGAUUCCUGAUUCUGUUGGCUGAGUUUCGAGAAUUUGAUUUUUUCUUCAGAAUAGGAUCCGAAGAGAUCCGUCUUGAUUGCGUUUGGGUGGCUGGGUCUUCGAAAAUAGUUGCGGUAAUCCGCGAACAAUCUAGGUUUCUGGGAUUUUCUUUUUCCUUUUCUGAUUUUUGGUGAGGGGUUUCUGAAAAUCCAAUCGAUUAAUUGGGGAAAAUUUUGAGCGGAAUUGCAGCGAAAAGGUAAAGAAACAGAAAAUUAAGAAAGAAGAAAAGAGGAAGGAGACGCAAUAACACAACGCUGGUUCUGAUAGACACCGCAAUGCUCGAAACGACGCCGUGUUCGGAAGUUUCACAUCGAUUUGGGGGUCUUCGAGGGGUUCAAUGGCGGAUAGAUUUGGGUAUUCUACCGUCUUCUCCUUCUGCAUCUGUGGAUGAUCUUCGCCGGGUAACGGCCAAUUCUCGGAGAAGGUAUGCUGCAUUAAGAAGGCAACUUCUUGUCGAUCCACACUUGCCGAAAGAUGGAGGCAAUUCUCCUGAUCGUGUCAUCGACAAUCCACUGUCUCAGAACCCAGAUAGUAUGUGGGGUCGAUUCUUCAAAAAUGCCGAACUUGAGAAAAUGGUUGAUCAAGAUUUGACACGAUUGUACCCUGAAAGAGGUAGCUAUUUCCAGACAAGCGGAUGCCAGAGCAUGUUGAGACGAAUUUUAUUACUAUGGUGCCUAAGACACCCGGAGUGCGGCUACAGACAGGGUAUGCAUGAACUGUUGGCUCCACUUCUAUUUGUCCUUCAUGCCGAUGUGGAGCGGCUGUUGGAAGUGAGAAAAACUUACGACGACCAUUUUACAGACAAGUUUGAUGGCUUUUCAUUUUACGAAAAUGACUUGACAUACAAAUUUGAUUUCAAGAAAUUUUCAGAGUCCCUGAAUCACGACGAUGAUUUAGAAAAGAAAUCUGCAAAGCCUAGCAGUCUUGAUGAACUCGAUCCAGACAUACAACUUAUUGUUCUACUCAGCGAUGCAUAUGGGGCAGAAGGCGAAUUGGGUAUCGUUCUGUCAGAGAAAUUUAUGGAACAUGAUGCCUACUGCAUGUUUGAUGCUUUAAUGGGUGGAAAUGGUGGUGCUGUUGCCAUGGCAGAAUUUUUCUCCCCUUCUCCUGUCGGCAGUUCUCAUACCGGUUUUCCCCCAGUAAUCGAAGCUUCUGCUGCUCUGUACCACGUGCUUUCGAUUGUCGAUUCAUCUCUUUAUAGUCACCUUGUGGAAUUAGGAGUUGAGCCCCAAUUCUUCGCGCUCCGCUGGCUUAGAGUACUCUUUGGUCGUGAAUUUUCUUUGGAGGAUCUUCUGCUAAUAUGGGACGAAGUUUUUGCUCACGAAAACACUAAGAAAGGCGCUGAUGUCGACGCCGAGUCCAGCUUUGGAAUUCUUGAGCAACCAAGGGGAGCAUUCAUCUGCGCUUUUGCAGUUUCGAUGAUACUCAACUUGAGGUCUUCAUUACUCGCGACUGAGAAUGCUACGAUCUGUCUUCAGAGAUUAUUGAAUUUUCCGGAUGGGGCAAAGCUUAUGAAGCUAUUGGAGAAGGCAAAAUCUUUGCUUCCGAUUGCAUUAAAUGCAAAUGCCUCGAAUUCGCGUCCAAUUUAUCCUGGGCUGUAUGAUGGUCGAAAGCCUUGCGUUGCUGCUAGGCGUCAUAGCAUCUCUCUGGAUGGAUCUUCUCCUAAUACUCGUCUCAACAUGGUGUCCGAUAGUUAUUGGGAAGAGAAAUGGAGAGUUUUACAAAAAGAAGAAGAAAAAAAGCGAAGUUCUUCUCCUGGAGAACAAGCUUCGAUUUUGAGAAGGGGUUGGACUCAGCGAGUUAGGCUGCGACUAUCAAGAACAGAAUCUGAUCCCGCUCCAUCGAAGGAAAAUGGUAAAACCAAACUCUCGAAGCCAUCUGUAAGGAGAAGUUUGUUGAAAGAUCUUGAGAAACAGCUCGGGUUAGAUGAAGAUACAGAAAAUACAGCAACAAAUGAAGAAUUCGGGAAUGAGGAUUCGCUGGAGGUUAGUAGAGAUGACAUUAACGUUAAGGACAGUUGUGGCGGAUCAUCAAGUGGUGCCGGAAGCGAAGAAAAUAUCUCCAAUUUGUCGUAUCCAACCAGUCCUUCUAGCGGAAUCAGUAGCGACAAUGAGAAUGAGCCGGAAAGGCGAAGUAGUGUUGCAUCAAACUCGUCGGUUGAAGGGAAUGAUGCCGAGAUUGUCCCAGAUUGCUCUCCCAUUCCUGUCUCCGAUCUCACUGACGGUAUCCCUCCAGAAGAACUGCAUAAUGAUGAUGAUUCUGUGAGAAAAACAGAAACAGCUGCGAAGGACCAACGGAAAAAUAUAUUGGGUAAAUUUCAUUGGCUGUGGAAGUUCACAAGAAAUGCUGGCAACGACGUAUCAGAAGGAACAAAUGCUCCUGAGGAUGCAAAAACCUGCGAUGGAGGUAGUGAUCGGCACAGCGUAGCUUCUGCCAUUUCUAUUGCUGAUACCAGCAGCAGCAACGGAGAGGUUAUGGACCAGAAUUUGAUGUUAAGUUUCAAGAAUCUUGGCCAAUCUAUGCUCGAAAACAUUCAGGUAAUCGAGUCGGUGUUCCAGCAGGAUCGGGGCCAGAUGGGCACGUUAGAGAAUCUGUCGAAGAACGGCCUUGUAGGAAAAGGGCAAGUCACAGCCAUGGCUGCUCUGAAAGAGCUUAGAAAGAUAAGCAGUCUUCUGUCACAGAUGUGAUGGUAGAAUGUCCAAAGUUCAUUUGAAUUAUUUUUUCCCAAGCUGCCGACAUAAAUAAAUGGUGAGUUGCAGAAUAAAUGAAAAGGGGUCCUCCGGAAGUCCAUGUACACAGUAGAGUUUUGAUAUUCAUCGUAUUAGCUUCAUUGUAAAUAUGGAUAUAGGUGUAAUAGAGUGAGUUGCAGGCAGACAAGAACAAAGAUGUGUUAAUAUGCUCUUGUAUCUAUCAUCUCCACUUCAUUAUUGCAAUAUGAUUAUCUUGAUUCUGAGUAA
This is a messenger RNA of Andrographis paniculata, 3238 nucleotides long. RefSeq lists its product as uncharacterized. Gene Ontology annotation, biological process: activation of GTPase activity. The record is from RefSeq and is a predicted model, not a curated record. The transcript is spliced from 5 exons. The coding region runs from base 557 to 2968 and encodes 803 amino acids. Lineage: Eukaryota; Viridiplantae; Streptophyta; Magnoliopsida; Lamiales; Acanthaceae. Gene Ontology annotation, molecular function: GTPase activator activity.